UUUUAGAAGCUAACAAUUUCCACAGGAUUGCAUUUUGUGAAUGUCUACUGAGGUGAACUGCAUCAACGGCGGUAACUCGGAAAUCCAUCAUCAGCAGCAACAAGAACCUCUGACGGAUAGGAUGGAAAACAAUGUUGUACUAACAACCACACCCGCUAUUAAAUCGCUUAUGACUGAAGAAACCGAUUUUUUUCCGGAAAUUACUGGUACUAGUAGCCAUUCAGUUGGGACGCUAUGUUCCGCAUCUGGUCCUGGCUCCGGAAGCAGAAGUCAAAAAUCGAAAAAGCGGCAAAACCAGAAAACUUUUAGUUUGACGGAUAUUUUCGAUAUGCAUAAGGGAAUUGGAAGUUGGGCUGAUGCUGCUGCUGAUGCUCAUACAACAUCCUAUUCGCCUUCCAUCUUACAGGAAUCUUCGGAGGCAAAGCAGAUUUCUAAUGCAAUGCAGCGAGCAAGUGCGUCACAGCAAAGUGAUUGGAAUCAAUAUCACAAUACCGACGGGAAUAUACGCCCGUCCUCGCUAGGUUUAGACCGAGCAACGCAUUCCAGGAAUGUGGAUUUGGCUAAUUUGCCGGAUAGGCCACCGUUUGAAGUUAAAGUGGCCAAUAUUAAUUAUAAAUCCUCUGACAGCGAUCUCUUCUAUUUCUUUGGGGGUGAAGGCAAUGUUUUAAAUAUUCGCUCCGAAGGUCAAGCUACUAGACGCGGCAUAGCGAUCGUUUCGUUAUCAUCCCAAGAAGCUCUUGUGAACGCUCUGAAAUUGAAUAACAUGGAACUACAAGGUCGUUCGCUGAGGGUGUCACUUCGAGAUCAUCAAUCUCGUCCAUCUUUUGGUAGCAGUAAGAUACCUCUUCAAGAUCAUCAAUCUCGACCACCUUUUGGUAGCGGUAAUAUAGGACCAAAUAAUGCUUAUGAACACUAUAGGAAUAAUGAUAGCUGUCAUGAAGGAGGCUACAGUACGUUGCCUCAUCCCCGCCGAGGACCUACAUCGGUACCGUAUCAUGCUUAUAAUUCAGAAGGCCGUGCUAACCGAUUACCUCUCCAACACUGCUCCUCAUAUCGCGGUCGAGAUAAUCGAAGGUACGACUAUGGCAAUCGCCUAUUUCGUCAUCCAAAGCCUGGAAAUAAUCAAAUUUCUCCUCGUUUAAUGAAUCGUGGUUCUGAUUCAUAUGGCGUUUCUCCUAAACCAUCACCACUUAAUGAAAAUCAUUUCUUUCACCAUAAUGUGGAAAUGGAGCAUGAUGCCGAUAAAAGAGGUCUUGGUCGUAUUCGAACGGAAAGCGUGAGAAGUAGUACUACAGAUGGUACCGAGAAACAUGAAAGACGUAAACUGCAAUUACAACCUCGGACCAAACCUCUUAAUAGUACUGGAGAUGAUUUGCCUGCUAGGCCAACCAAUAUCUUUGGCCUUGCGAAACCUGUAGAUACUUAUGAAAAAGAAAAGCAGGUGGAAGAACGACUGCGAUUGGAAAAUGAAGCUUUUAAAGCAGCCGAGCAACGAUCGAGAAAGAGCAGCGAACGUGCUGUUUCCGUUCCUGCAUCUCCUUUAUUAAUCCAUGGGCAAGUUUCGGUGGUAACUGGAUCCUCGUUACAUGAUGAUCGUGAAAAUUGUCCACCACCAGUCGAGAAAGCUAUUCCAGAAGCAAGUUAUAAAUCAGUGAAAGGUGAUGAAAAACUUGAAACGGCUUCAGUUACCCCUCAAUUAAUCACUAAUGAAGGGCGCGUAGUGGAACAGACAGAAACUCUGGUGACUACCCUACCAUCAUCAGCUCUGCAACUUCCACCCUCACCUCCUCAACUGUCUAUUUCAGCAGUCCGCCGGCAAUCAUUUUCAAACUAUCCUAAAAUGUCUGAAACGCGUACAUCUGCAACAUUACUGCGAACACGGAACAGUUAUAAUCGAACAUUUACUCGCUCUCGGGAUUCUGUCCGUACACAGUUCCCAUCUAAUAAACUACACAGUAUUCCAGUGCGUCGAGGAAAAAGUGGCUCACGUCGCAGUGGCGCGAAUAGUGGAGGUUCAGGAUCGAAUAAGGACAAGCAUUUUGUAGUGAAUAGGGAGAAAGUUGAGGGUAACAAUGUUGGUUCAAGUGUGCAACCUGUUGUAUCUAAUGGUCCGAAACAAAUUGAAAAUGGAUCAAAACCGGAGCAACAAUCCAUAUCAAAAGAAGAAAAGCGUGAAUUCGUAACGAGCACAAUGGCGACCGCAGUUAAACAAUCAUGGCAACAACACUCCGAUCAGCAAUAUUCCAAAAGAGAGAAGAAAAAACAGAUAGCAGCAACAAGAGAAAUGCCGAAGUAUAUUGAACCGAAGCCGUUUACAUUUUCAUCCGAAAACAAGUAUGCAGCACUUCUGGAAGCAGACGAUUAAAAUUCUGGGAUGACACUCUCCAGUUUCCCAAGAAUAUUUAAUUUUGUUUGUCUUACAAACAGAUAAAGAUUCGAUGAAAUUGAAAAAUAGAAUAUUAGCAAACAAUUUACGUCUUAAGUCCUUUAAAGAAAUA
This is a messenger RNA of Loa loa (African eye worm), 2498 nucleotides long. RefSeq names its product RNA binding protein. The transcript is spliced from 12 exons. NCBI's taxonomy places the organism in Eukaryota, Metazoa, Nematoda, Chromadorea, Rhabditida, Onchocercidae. The record is from RefSeq and is a predicted model, not a curated record. Gene Ontology annotation, molecular function: RNA binding. Bases 41 to 2365 code for a protein of 774 amino acids.